This is a messenger RNA of Oppia nitens, 748 nucleotides long. RefSeq lists its product as uncharacterized. Lineage: Eukaryota; Metazoa; Arthropoda; Arachnida; Sarcoptiformes; Oppiidae. The transcript is spliced from 5 exons. The coding region runs from base 1 to 603 and encodes 200 amino acids. The record is from RefSeq and is a predicted model, not a curated record.
AUGAAUUUCUUAUGGAUUACUCUAUUGCUUGUAGUCAUCAGUACUAUAACCGCACUUAACACAGAUCAAGAAACAGACGAUAAUAGUCUAAAUGCAAAUCUAAAUGAAGACGAAGACACCAAUGAGUUUGAGGCAAACGUACAGCCAUUUUACGGCUUAAGAGUUAAUCCUAAAUAUUACGGAACAUUUCAUCAGUUAAUCAAUAAGAGAAUAAAAGGCAGUGAAUUCCUCGGCAAACGUAUGGGUUCGGAGUUUUUAGGCAAAAGAGGCGACAACUACUAUAAGGAGGAGUGUCCCAUCAUAUCCCACACAUCAUCACUAAACUAUACUUAUGAUAGCACUUCAGAUAUUUACGGCUCUCAAAAAUCAACAAAACGGUUGUCUGAAUUUCUGGGCGGACCUGGAAAACGGUUUUAUAAGUCUAUAGGCGUUCCCGAUAAGAGGCGAGGAAUAGGAGGCUCAGUAACGCCCAGUUAUUUUUUGGCUAAAAAAUUAUCCGAAUAUCUUAACUCAUCUUUCAAACGACCGGUUCGUUUCUCCAACGGUUUGAUUGAUUUUUAUAAUCCGAGAGGCAGUGAAUUUCUUGGAGGACCCGGAAAAUAGUCCAAACAUUUUGAUUUAAACAACAAGUUUGUCGUUAUCUUAAUGUCAAAUACAACAUAUAUAAUAAUAAUUACCACUUUUCACUAUACAAUUCAUAUCAUUAUACUAUUGAUACUAUUGAUACUAAUUGUUUUUUGAUUUUUGA